This is a messenger RNA of Larimichthys crocea (large yellow croaker), 2551 nucleotides long. RefSeq names its product protein phosphatase 1 regulatory subunit 3C-B. Gene Ontology annotation, molecular function: protein phosphatase 1 binding; glycogen binding. NCBI's taxonomy places the organism in Eukaryota, Metazoa, Chordata, Actinopteri, Sciaenidae. Bases 1 to 1119 code for a protein of 372 amino acids. The transcript is spliced from 2 exons. Gene Ontology annotation, cellular component: protein phosphatase type 1 complex. Gene Ontology annotation, biological process: regulation of glycogen biosynthetic process. The record is from RefSeq and is a predicted model, not a curated record.
AUGUUAAACUACAGACUGAGCUGUAAACUGACCCCGGACCUGUCUGUGAGUGCUCCAUGUUUCCAGUGUUCUGAUUGGUCUGUGUGUCUCUGUCUCUUCAGGGUCCUCCACGUCCUGAGCCCUCACCCCGGCACGCCAUCUCCCAUCAUGCCCGCUGACGUUGCCGUGACGAUCUGCCUGGCUGGUUCUCCUCCUCUGCGCUCUUUCCUCAGUAACUAUGACGACCGCCGUUCGUCAUCAGCCGGCCUGUUGAAGCGCCGUGAACCGUGUCCGUCGUCCGUACACUGCAGUGACGCCUUCUGUAACAACAUCACCACGGCGACCACAAGCUCUACGUCAGUGAGCCCAGAGCUGUGGAUGACGAGGAAGAAGAAAAAGAAGAAGAGCGUGGUGUUUGCUGACGUUCGGGGGCUUGCGCUCACUGCCAUCCACGUCUUUAACGAGGCAGAGGACUUCCUGCCGAGCGAGCAGCAGUUCCACCUGAUAGAGUUAGAGGGCGCCACAGCUGGACUACACCUGGGAGACAGCAGAGAAGCUGCAGGUUGUGGCUUCGGUCUAUUUCUGGACUUCAUCCCGCCAGCUGCAGACUAUCUGGACCUGAGGAACCGGCUCCGAGCCCAGCAGGUUUGUCUGGAGACUUGUUCUGUCCAAGAGCGUCUUCUCUCCGGCACCGUUCAGGUCCGAAACCUCUCCUUUGACAAGUCUGUGUCGGUCCGGAUCACCUUUAACUCGUGGCGCUCCUUCCAGGACAUUCCGUGUCUGUACCUGAACAACAUCUACGGCUGCUCCGACACCGACACCUUCUCCUUCUCUGUGUCGGUACCGGAGGUCCUCGAGCCGUCCAGCACAGUGGAGUUCUGCAUUCAGUACCAGACUCAGGACCACACCUUCUGGGACAACAACCAAGGGAACAACUACCGGCUGGCGAUGGCACAGCCGAAUGGUAGGCCAACCCGGAGUGCUGAGAAUCCGGUCGGGCUGGUGAUCCAGAGAGACCAGGCUGGAGAGAAGAGGGAGGAGAUGGAGUUCGACCCAUUUGGAAGUCCCAGGACGUCGGCGGGGAUCUUCCCUGAGUGGCAGAGCUGGGGUCAUGUCGAGACCAGCGCUCCCUACUGGUGAAUCCACCACAGGACAUGUUCUUAAUGUUGGACCAUCACGCAAGCACUGAACCCCCUCACAGCCUCUGACCCAGACGUGUCGGUCAGUACACUACAGACUGCUGAGUCAUUUUAACUGCCCAACACGAGUUCUUGAAAGAACACCUGGACCCCAACAAACCAGUCCCACCACUGUAUAUGAGCCAGAGCUGGCUCAGGUCCGGUCCUCCUGUGCCAGAACCUGACCAAAUGCCCGAUUCAGCCGGACACCACAACAGCCGUCACAAGAAACCUUUAAAAAACUUGAGAGAGCUUCAUAAUUUAAAUAUGCAACAAACCGAGAAGCACAAAGGAGUCCAAUGGGCUUUCACAAGGAUCCGCGAGGUGACCUGGAAGCACUUCUUCUGGUCCUGGUUCUAAUGGUCAUACUGGCACCACUCUGCACUAACACUGUUUUAUUGAGCUUCACCUGUCCUGGUCGUACCUUUGGAUUGUUGCUUUGUUUUUUCAAAACAAAUGACAUGACGUCCAAUCUGUCCAGACUCUAAAGACCAAUCAUAUUUAAUGUUUAAUGAACCUCCAGGAGGUCCAAAUGUUCACCCAGAGUUUAUCUAUCGUUGGUGCUGAAUCCACAUCUGAAGAACCUGAUCAGGAUCAGACCAGGAUCAGACCAGGGUCAGACCAGGAUCAGACCAGGAUCAGCAUGGUUCAGGAUCAGACCAGGGUCGAAAGUUGUUUCAUUGGUCCACAGCCUGAGUCAUCAGUUGCCAGGCAGAUUUUUAAUAUUGCUGUGAUUCCUGAAUCAUGUGACUGCAGCGUGAUGAGGUCAGAGGUCACGUGUUUUAGUUUUUUUCUCUUUGCGUUAGCUUGAAAGCACUGUCACUGUUAGCAUGUAGCUGUGGUAUUUCUGUUGCCGUGGUAACACGUCGGUGACCGUUUCUGUUCUGGGAUGUUUGCUCUUCAUUUCCUGUAGCCUUGUUGUCAUGGUAACCACUGUAGCUGGAGAGCUAAAGACACACCUGCACUUUGUUAGCACCUGUAGCCUUACCGUGUGUGUGUGUGUGUGUGUGUGUGUGUGUGUGUGUGUAAAGCAUGUGACAGGAAGUGGAACAUGGAUGUUUGGAUGUAGUUUUCUGUGGACUCGUGCUGCGUUCAGGUCACGUCAGAUUUAUUGUCAAUAACAGCUGUAGACACCUGGUGCAUUGCCUGGUGUGCUAAUGCUAAUGUUGCUAUCAGUGGAUGGAUGAAGCUCUUUAUUCUGACGUGACCUGAAUGCAUCACUUCAGAUAGUGACCGGUUAGCCAGAGUUAGCCUGUGCUAACUUAGCAGAUAUGAUUAAUUACCUGCUAUGUAACGAUGUCAUGAUGUAAGCAGGAAGUGAUGUAAGGAGGGGAUGAGUGACUGUACCUUUUGUGUGUGUCCUUUCAGAAUAAAAGUCUAACGUUUAUAAUGUU